Molecule: messenger RNA, 5547 nt
Organism: Ornithodoros turicata
Lineage: Eukaryota; Metazoa; Arthropoda; Arachnida; Ixodida; Argasidae
Exons: 8
Coding region: 65-5488 (1807 amino acids)
Source: RefSeq, a predicted model, not a curated record
UUCUCGCGUUCCAAGCCACAGAAAGCAACGAACCAUUCAGCAGGAACCAUCUUCUACGGGGGGAAUGCACGCUGUGCGCAUUAUCUUGGUCCUAUUCGCCUGGACUACGAGCCAGCGGAAUGCUGCUUCAAGUUUCAUUCGUCGGAGGGCGGUGGAUACUUUGCAAUCCAAGCAACCGCCUCGCAAUCUUGAAGUAGACAUUGAAGAAAGCCCUCAAUGGCAAAUGGAGAACUCUGUGAGAAAGCGAAGGGGGAGGGAAGGAAUACUCUUCAUCCCUAAACCAACGCCCUCUCCUGCGCCUACAUAUUAUACGGCGGAUCAGGCUGCAGGAAAGCGGUGUUCCGACGAUUUCGACUGCAUGCGAGUGUUGGGCCAAGUGUGCAAGCUCCCGAAGAGGGCAUCCACGGGAACCUGCCAGUGCCCCGAGAGCACACCCGUACGCGUUACCGAACACGGACAGCCCAGAUGUGUGUCUGCGCGGCAAAUUCUCGAAGACUGCACGGACACCGCAGAAUGUGCCUUCCUCAACCCCUACGUGGAAUGCGUCAACCAGAUCUGCAUCUGCUCGCCGCCCAAUGUUAUGAAACGGAAAGACCUAUGCAUCCCAGCAACCAAUACUACUAACGAGGCGGUCCACAUGAUAUCAGUUGUUCUCACGACCUUCGGGAUUGUUGGAGUUCCCGCAGCUAUUAUUGGCCGAAUCAUCAUUGCCAAGGAACGCCAACGCCGCGCAUGUCUUGAAAGACUAUCUGCUCGUUCGAGAAGGAGAUGCCACAGGGAUGAGUCUCAGAUGGAUUUGUUCACCACGGGCGUGAGACGCAUCUUUAAUGAAUGCAAGGAUAAGAUACAGGAUAUGGUAUCGAGAAAACCAGCAGUAACUCCACAAGUGGAAGGUCUCAGUGAUGUCGAAGGACGACCUACCAGGACCUCGCACGAAAUCACGGUUGAAGCCGAAGUUCACAUGGCAGACGAACCGAUUGAUUUUGAAGAAAUGGCUUCAUUGGUGUCCGAACUUGGCAGGGCCGAGCGCUGGAAUUCGGAAGAGGCGUCAACUGCGAAGACUUCAAAGUCGUCAUUGACGUCCAGCAACUCUGCAGGGUCUCUAGAUGCAUCGCGAGUGACCUCUAGAGUAACCUCUCCAAAUGCUGCAAUGUGUUUCGAGGAUCAACGUCCAGGUCACGUUGAACAAAUCCAACUGAAUUCAAGCGCACCACUGUCGAACCCAGCGGAUGAAGACGAAAGGCGGGACAUGAGCUCGAGCGCCGACUUGGCGGAGAUUGUUAAGAUAGUUAUCGAUCAGCUCAUGAAAACGCAAUCCUUAAACAUUUUAGCUGGGCACCGCCGGAGUGAAAGACAAGAUACCGAUGACGGGACGAUGACGGACGCAGUCAAGGCUGUGUACUCUCGGACCCUCCUUAAGAUGCGUGAGAGAUUACAUGCUAUGGCGGCGCAGGAAUCCCGUAGCAUCGACCAAGUAUCCUUGGGAGAUUCCUGUCGAACGUCCGGACCAAGGAAGGAAACUGUGCAACGACUUGCUCCUCGUGAUAAAGGAUGUGGUCAAGUGAAGAACAAAACUUACGCAGAUGUGUCCACGUUGUGUCGGAUCCUCACCCCACACAGGGUGAGGAAAGACCAGAAGGACCCUCUGAAACGGCUUCCUGUCAGUGAUGCGUUCUCGGAACAUGGGUUCGGUAGCAAUUUUCAAGAGCCUUCCAUCUAUGGUCUUCCUCACCUAGAAAGCCUCCUUACGACAUUUGAUGCUUUCUCUGUUAUGCAACCAUCUGAUCAACUUCCGGAAAGGAGGUUCCUUCUCAGAGAAAAACAAGACGUAUCCAAUCCGACGACGGAAUCUUAUCAUUCAUGUUCACACCCCGUUCGUCUUAUGAGACGACAACAGAAGGUGAGAACCUUCGCUCCUCCGACCACCUUGCCAAAUAAUCUUUCCGAAAGAUGGGAGCCCGUUGUCAGUGGCGCCAACAUACACGAUCAGCCAAGGAACAGUCUCAAAGGAUACCUCGCGAGCAACGCUUCGACGAGGACUCCUGCAACUUCUCCGUCAGCAAAUCAAUUCGUAUCAAAAGCCGGGCAGUCUGAUACAGCAGAACUAAGUGUUCACGAAUUAACGAAAAGUGACACGAGGGAUCAUGGCACUUAUUCUAACGGUGCCUUGCAAGUCAGGGAAGAACCAACAGCCCUUUGCAGCAUACCGAAGACUCUUCUCAAAAAGCCACCUAAGGUUGCUUUACCGACGAUCGAAGACGAAGCCUUACGUCUGGAGGCCGAGGAAGAAACACCAUUACUGUGCGCAGAAACAACGUCUAGGAAAAUCCCUUCGUAUGUCGAGCUUUCGAUACUCCGGUCUCCGUACUCCAGAAAAAAGGAAGGCACUGUAAGUUCUCAACGUCGAACACAGGACAGUUCAUGUCCAUUUUCAAAACUAGAGCUAAGGUAUAAGUCAGACAGGUCGACAUCGAAGCUGCUAAACAGGUCCUUUGCUUCCAUCCAUUCUUGGACCCGCAAAAAUUUCGUGCAGAACAGAACACCAGUUGAAGAAAGCACCAUGUUGUGUUCUUCAGGUCCUUCAAGCGAAGUGAAGGAAUAUAGGAAAUGCGAAACGGAACCUCAGACAUACACGGGAUGCGUGUACAUGGACCCGACAUCUAGCAGUCCGCCAUCAGAUAUUCAAUGUCCAUCGCUGUUUCUGCUUGACAUACCAAGAGAGCACGAAAUACGUGCUAAGGCUAAUAAGGUCACUGCAGAGAACAACAAUGAAACAGUCUCGGCACCUGCAGCACCAGCUGAACCUCCCACAGAACUACCUGGAAGGACACGCAAAGAAAUCAAGCUUGCUAUAACACAGAACGACAUCAUACAAUGUUUAAACAGGAUCGUAGGAUCGAAGCCUCCCACGGUUCCAGAAGACAACAGGGUGUUUCCAGAAAUACCGGCUAAACAGGAGGCGGUGUCCGGUUUUGACUUGAUGCAAGACGUGCUUCUUAACGAGGACGUUCUAAAUACGAGUCAGAGUUCCCAACCUGACGGAAUCCCAAAAGGACAUUAUGCCCGGCAUAAACCGGACGUAGAAGCGUUCAAUCAGCCACUUUCCCGUUUACGAAGAGGUGACUUGAAGAAUAUGCUGAAAGAAAUUUUAGAGGAAGAAUACUCGCAUGUUCUUCAGCUCUCAGCCCAAGCCGUAACGUCAGCCCAAAGCACAACAGCACCUCCAGUUCCUUUCGAACACGAACACCCUCAAGCGCUUACGCACGACCAUUGUAAAAGUACGAGCAAAGAAUCGUCAACUAGCUGGACACGCAGGAAAUGUUCUGCGGCAAAAUCAUCUUCGCCGAAGGUUAGCCGCACAGAAGAUAGGUUUGUAACCCCGCGUUCAAGCGGCGAAGCUAAUAAAACCAACGAAUUCGAUUUGCAACCGUCGACAGGAACACAGCCGCCAUAUUCGACAGGAGGAACGUUAGCCGAUAUGUCAUCCUCCAGAAACGCUACGACUCAAACUAUCACCGCAAGGACUACUACUGAUACUACAACACAAGAAACAUCAUCAAUGUCUACGCGAAGGUUUUACACGGAUUUAAGUUUCCCUGAAAUCGACAUUGACUCGGUACCGGUACGCGGGUCUGAGGGAGACGCAACCAAGACAUCCAAGAAUACGACUACUACGGCUACAGCCACCACACAGACAACGGAAAAUAGUUUGACAGAAGGCGGUCAUACACAGUUGCAGGCGAUGGAAACGACGAAGCUCUUAUCUGAAGUCACUGUCUCCAGUUCCUCAGAAUCAAAGAUGGCAACAUACAGUCGCGGUACAAAGCGCUUUCCUGUUGCUCAGUCCAAAACGAGACUUCGAUUCAGCCCAGGGAAACGGACUCAUCAGGAAUAUUACACUGAAAGGAAGUGUUAUGUACCUCGAAGCUCCAAAUGCGCCCCAAAAGAAUAUAGAGAAGGCAAGCUUGUAGAAGUGGUACCCUCACCCGAGGUGUUAUUCUCUCAACCUCACACAAGCAAAGUCGCGACACCAAAGAUUGCUUGCCCUGAUAGAACAUCACCUCUUGUAAAGAAGAAAGCUCGGGAAGGGAUCGUGUUAGUGCCUUCCGAAGAAGUAGAUCCUAUUCAAGAAAAGUGUCGUGGCGUAGCAAGAACGUCCCGUACCUUCUCCUCUGCGAGCCGAGCUGGUGUAAAGUUCUCGUCCAUGACUAGCAGCAAAUCCUAUGACUCAAGUGCAAAUGGACAAACGCAUCAGACAUGUGCCACCACAAUAGCUACAAGAACGAUACCGAAAUCGGCGUCAUUCCACGGCAUACUUCUUUCUGACAGACAAGACAGCGUCGACCGUCAACGUGAUCUAGUUCCGCGUUCCAAGUCCUACACAGAAUACUGGCUUAAGACCGUUUCCCUCUACAAGGAUGUUCCAACCAGUCAACUGUCGCCUUCGUCUGGUUCCUCUGACGACAUUACGGAAAGAGAAUCAAUGUCGCCAAACUUCCCCAAUCUGGACAGCGAACCACAGUUAGGGAUGUCAGACGAUGGCAACCUGGAGAGCUUUACCUGUGGCAACCAAAUGAAUCCCCUCUUGAGGACUUUCCUGUACUUGCAGAACUCGGCGUACCUGCCUUCUGUAACGCAGAAUACUCCCAAGUCAACCACGUACGUGAGCUACGACCCUAAAGGCACUCUUGCGUCUUCGCAUGUCGCGCAGCUGUAUCAACCAAAUGAGAUGCCGAAUAAGUUCCGAACAUCAACCCAGUUCCAGCCUGACACCAUUCAAGCCAACGCGCGUGCUUCGUUCGCCAUACGGUCAGGCGCAGACUCCAGCAUCAUUCCAGCGUCAUCUCAGCACAACACCGCUUUCGACACAACGGUCCUCAAGUGUGACCAAGGCAGGCAUAUUUAUGGCGCGCAUAAUAAGAGGAAAAACUUUUCACCCGACCCUACAACCACACUCGCCGAACAGGCUAGCUUCGAAGACAGUUCCAGCAGCGGUCCCCAAAAAUCGUUGAAGAAAAUGUUGAGAAAGAGAGCUCCAUACCGUACACCUUUUCCGCUCUGCAGCAGUUCACGAUCGAGCCCUGCUGCUCCCAACACACUGACGAUGCUGAGACGGGCCAAUUCCGCAGAAUAUGCGACGCUUUCUAAGACCCAAAGUCUCUACCGGAGCCGAGUAGGGCAGCCCCAGGAUGUCGGAGAAGAGAAACCGCUGAAGAAGUGCAUCAGCGCACUUUCGUACUUGGAGAGGGAUCAUCUAUGGAGGCAGGACUCUCUUCCGUUUCAACAGUGGCUAAACGCGGCGAGGAGAGCAUCCCUAAGACCUGUAGAAGGUGAUGGAGGAUCUCUGAUGGACGCCUCCGAUAAUGUCAUCGUGCUCAUGUCGAGCGGGUCUACAGAGGAGGAAGAGAUGCAUAGCUUGUCGUCGGCUCCUAUGCAGAGUUACUUGGACGAAGAGGAUACAUCGGUCACAGAGGGAGGGAAUGUUUGAAGCUGCUAGCGCUUUUAUAUCGUAGUAGGACGUAUAACUACUUCAUCCUGAACAGGGAG